AGAGAACAAAAUAUUGCACGAAAAAAUCAAAAGUUUACUAUAGUCGGUGUCUGUAUCUUCGAGUUUGAAUCUAAAUGAGCUUCGAAAAAUCUACAUGAUGCCUCUUCGUCGGUUCGUCCUAGAUUCAUUUUUUCUUGUUGUUCGAUGAACAAAUCGAAUUCGCGUCCUUCUCGUACUGUCUUUAGUACCGACCCAUCCGAACGAACACCCAUGUCGCCGCACGGCCUAGCACCCGGAACCGCACCGACAACGGCGCAAAUAGCGCGGCAGACAAAAUUCGGCUGGUUUUUGGUGGUGUGGGGCUUCGGCUUGGACCUGAUUUUGCUCGUAUUGUUGCCGCUACUGGGGAUUUUUCAGCCGUUCGAGCUUGUGAUCCCGUUUUGCGUUCCCGACAACACAAAUUUGGCGACCCUUCUGGCCAUCUACCUGUUCCUGCUCUGUGGCGUGAUUCGUGGCUGCUGCGGAUGGUGCAUGUUGCAAGAGGUGAACGACCCGAACAGCGUCGACGUGGGGAGCAAAAAGGCGUGGUACACGCUGUGCCUCCUCACCAUGUUUGUGGAAAUCGUGCUCAAUGGUCACAUCAUCUACGCGCAAACGCAACACGUGCCGCAGCCGCUCAAGGGUGACUUCGACAUGAACUACACCAAAAAACCGGGCGGGUUGGUGUGGUCUUCUAACGCCACUUCGAAUGUGACUGCCGAUCAUUUUGAAUCCACCUCCCCCACUGCUGGUGAUGCAACGGUAGCCCGGAUGCUCGGUUACUCCGCGUCGGAGGCCGCCAUGCCGAUCCUGUUGUGUGCAGUGACAAGCGGGGCCAUGCUCAAAGCGGUGGCGUUUAAAAAGAGCAGAAACAUGAAGUUUAACCGAGUCGUGAAAGCUUCCUCCUUCAAAACGGAUUGUAUGAAAUAUCUGUGAGAUGCAUUUUUCAGAGCACCUGCUGCCGUCAUAGGAUAUCGAUUUACUUUACUCAAAGUCAAACAUAGUUUAGUUUUUUGCACUUGCGUGCGUUUCCUGCAUGUGAGUUUCAUUUUGAUUUUUUUGUAGUCCUUAUGUCAUAUGCAUGUUAGCUUGUUUUUUGUAAAAUAUUCAGCAUGCGCGAAAACAUUGUCUUUUUUGCUGCGCGUACUGUAAGGCCCCGACAAGCAUUGGCGUCUGUGUUUUCAACAUUCCAGUUUUAUUUCUUUUCAUCCGCUUCCACAUCCACAUCCAGAUAAAAGACAAAAAAC
Molecule: messenger RNA, 1226 nt
Organism: Amoebophrya sp. A120
Lineage: Eukaryota; Dinophyceae; Syndiniales; Amoebophryaceae
Source: the annotation of a GenBank genome assembly